AUGUUUCCCGAACCCCGAACUGUCUUUGGCCUGCAUAGAUAUGUUCGGCUCAUUGUGCACUGCGUCAGCCACUGGACUUACAAGUCACACCCCAUCCCCGACAAACCGACGUACACGGAGCAGGACGUCACAGUUAUCAUCCCCACCAUUCACCAUAACUUUGAGGAGCUGCGGCCCUCGCUGGAGAGCAUCAUCUGUACCAACCCCUCUCGUGCACCCUGA
Messenger RNA from Gaeumannomyces tritici R3-111a-1, 222 nucleotides. RefSeq lists its product as hypothetical. The record is from RefSeq and is a predicted model, not a curated record. The transcript has 3 exons. Lineage: Eukaryota; Fungi; Ascomycota; Sordariomycetes; Magnaporthales; Magnaporthaceae. The coding region runs from base 1 to 222 and encodes 73 amino acids.